Messenger RNA from Cicer arietinum (chickpea), 452 nucleotides. RefSeq lists its product as uncharacterized. The record is from RefSeq and is a predicted model, not a curated record. Lineage: Eukaryota; Viridiplantae; Streptophyta; Magnoliopsida; Fabales; Fabaceae.
AUAUUAUCCAUGUAUCACACAAAAGUAAUAUAACCUUAAAGUUAGGAAAUAAAAAUAAAAAGAAACAGAAAAAGAGAGAGUUAUCAGAUAUGGAUGGAAUGCAAAUAGCUUUACCAAUUUUGGGCAUUGUAGGAGCUGCAGCUUUGACCUUCUAUGCAGUGAGUUUCAAUGAGAUCAGAGAGAAAUCAUUACGAGAUUAUGAUGAAUCUGAAUCCGAAAAUGGAGGUUAUAGGUUAACAUCCCGUUCCCGAGAGAGGCGAGCUAGAAGACAAGCUAGUAAAAAUACCAAAAACUAACUUCCACCAAUUAAUUAUCAUCAUUUUUAUACUUGUUUGUUAUUGUGCUGUCAUAUUGUUGGAAACUAUAUAUAAAUAAAGACCCACGUUUUUAGACUCAGUCAAUUCAAUGGAUAAUGCUAUAUGACCAAAUGAAAGGAAUUUUGAAAAGGGAAA